AUGGUAGACGUUGAUACAAGUUCAAAUCCUGAGUGGGCUUCGAUAAUAAAGGAGUUAAAUAUAACUAAAACAGUUAACGAACUAGAAAAAAUGGACAUUGUUGGUAAAUAUCUAGAUUCGGUUGAUAAAUGGGAGACGUUCUAUGAAAUAUAUGCAAAGUGGAUGGGGUUUGGCAAAAGGUCAGAUGACGUGAAGAGAAGAAAUGGGGUAGUAUCAAUGAGAACGUGGGUUUGUACAAGAGAAGGUUAUAGACGGAGUGAAUAUGUGGAUAUGCCCAAUCGCAAAAAACGAUCAAGACCAAUCACAAGAUCUGGAUGUCAGGCAGCUCUCAGAGUGGUUCACAUGAAAGAUAACGACUUAUGGAUGGUAAAAGAAUUCAGCCACGAACAUAAUCAUGAAAUAGUAUCGGUUCCUGAGUUGCAAUUCCUCAAGAAUAAUCAUGUGGUGUCUGAUGGUUUGCUUGCACAAGUUCGUUCAAUGAACUCAGUCGGGAUAAAAACUUCUCAGAUUAUGUCCCAUAUUGCUAUGCAGUCGGGAGGUUAUGAGAGAAUGCCAUGUCAAGUCAGAGAUGUGUACAAUAGAGUAGCAGGAGCAAUUAGGGAAGAAAAACUAGAAACUAAUGCGGAAGGUGCAUUAGGAUUCUUGGAUUUUCUUUCUGUGCGAGAUCCAAACUUUUUUGUGUACCACCAAGCUGACACAGAAAACAGACUCGCCAACGUAUUCUGGGCUGACGGGACUGCAAGAAUUGACUACCGGGCAUUCGGGGAUGUGAUAGCAUUUGACACAACGUACAUGACCAACACGUACAACAAGCCAUUGUGCAUUUUGAUGGGUGUCAACCACCAUUUCUCAACUUUCGUGGUCACUGACGGGGAUAAUGCAAUGCGUGAGGCAAUAAAAGAAAUACUUCCAGAAUCCACACAUCGAUUAUGUGCUUGGCAUCUAAGCACAAAUGCAUCUAGGGCUGGUAAUGAUCCUAGAUUCACGAAAGCAUUCAAUAAUUUGAUGAACUCAUACUACAACGAGGAGGUGUUUGAGAACAAAUGGAAAGAGUUGAUGGAGACAUAUCAAAUGGAAGAAAACGAAUGGUGCCAACUCCAAUGCAAAAGAAAGCGAAUGUGGGCAGAAACCUACCUCCAUGGGCAUUUUGUUGUUGGAAUGAGAACAACACAGCGCUGCGAGUCAAUGAAUUUCUGCCUAAAAAAAUUCCUUUUGAAGAGAUACACCCUACGUGAGUUUGUUACAGCCAUUGACAUCGCGGUGACAAAAAUAAGGCACAUCGAAAGAGAAAAUGAAUUUACAACGAAGCACACGCUCCCCAAUCUCCCAUCCUCAGAUGCUCUUAGUAUUUAUUAUGAUCAGUGUGCGAAAUUCUACACCUGGGAAAUGUACUACAAAGUGGAAUCGGAAAUCAAAAGAGAAAAUGCGUAUUUCAUCAGCAGCUAUGAAGAUCAUGCAAAUCACACUAUCUUCAAUGUUGGAAAUUUUCGAGAUGGUCAAACGAGAUAUAAGGUCACUCGUACUCUUGGAACAAACCAUUUCGAAUGCAAUUUCUUAUUCUAUGAGACCAACGAUUACCCAUGCAGACAUAUUUGGGCAAUGAUGAAGUCAUGUUGCGUAAGAAUAAUCCCAAAUUCACUACUCCUCAAACGAUGGAGCUUGCAUGCAAAAUCCCAUCCAGAAAACAUGGAGAUAAGCCAACCUAUUCAAGAAGAGUCUGUGCAUUGCGAAAUGUCAAGAUUCGGUGCACUUAAUUCAGAUGCUACCAUGAUGAACUUCUACGCGUCUAAGUCACCACAAUAUUUUAACACAGCAAAGGAGGAAAUUUCUCGUCUCACUGCCAUUUUCAAGGAAGGUAUGGACAUCCAAGGAGUGUCACAGGGCACAUCCACGAGGAGAUCGUACCGAGAAAAUCCAAACAUAAUGCAAGAACCAGUUAGAGUCAGAACAAAAGGUCAAGGAAAUCCAGGGCAAUGA
Molecule: messenger RNA, 1977 nt
Organism: Humulus lupulus (European hop)
Lineage: Eukaryota; Viridiplantae; Streptophyta; Magnoliopsida; Rosales; Cannabaceae
Product: protein FAR1-RELATED SEQUENCE 5-like
Exons: 2
Coding region: 1-1977 (658 amino acids)
Source: RefSeq, a predicted model, not a curated record